CGUAAAGCCCAUAUGUGAUUCCAAUGAUUUAUUCCCCAUUGAAGAAAAGUACAUCCGACCGGAUGCGAAAUGGACAGCGAUCCUGGUGUCAUAUACCGUUCCAAGCACCAUCAUAUCGGUGUGGACGUCGGAACAGGCUCCGCCCGCGCCUUAAUCAUUGACGAGGACGGGAGGUCAGUUGCUUCAGCAUCCAAGGCCAUAGACGAGUGGCAGCCACAACCAGGCAUACACGAACAAUCCGUUAGCAAGAUAUGGGAUAGUGUGUGUCAUGCCGUAAACGAGGCCCUGCUGCAGAGUGGAAUCCAACCCGAAUCGGUACGCAGCAUAGCAUUCGUCGCAACUUGCUCGCUUGCUCUUUUCACCCACGACACUAAUGAGCCAGUAGCUGCUGGCGGAAGGGAGAGUACCGACAAGGACCACAAUGUCAUCCUGUGGAUGGACCAAAGAGCCAAGCUAGAGGCUGAGGCCAUCAACAAGACGCAGCACGAGCUCUUAAAAUACUUUGGCGGCUCGAUAUCAGUUCUUAUGGAGUUACCCAAGAUCUUGUGGUUGAAGCACCACAUGUCUGAAGCCGACUUUGGAAGGUGCAAAUUCUACGACCUCAACGAUGCGCUAACGUAUAUCGCCACGGGAAACCAACAGUUUCCUUGCACUGAAAUUUGUACCCGAGACGCAUUGAAUAUUGGUGUGGAUGGCACGGCAAAGGGAUGGAGCCGAGAAUUUUUGGAAGCUGUGCAACUCGAAAUCCUAGCUGCAGACGAUUUCAAAAGAGUCGGAGGCGUGUGUCGACAUGGAAGAGCACCUCCAGCUGGUACAUUGGCGGGCCAUCUUUGUGAAAAAGCUGCUCGUGAACUUGGUCUUAAGCCAGACGUUAAAGUUGGAGUCGGGACGAUUGACUCAUAUUCGGGAUGGGUAGGAACAGCGGGGCUGAGGUUUGACGGCCAGCACGAUUUCCCUCUGUAUUCGAGGAUGGCUGUGGUUGCUGGUACAUCUUCAUGCUACAUAGUCGCAUCACGAAAGCCUGUGUUUGUGGAGGGUAUCUGGGGCCCUUACCAAGAUUGGAUCUUACCAGGGUACUGGAUGUCCGAAGGCGGCCAGGUGGCUACAGGAAUGCUACUUCAGCAUGUCAUUGAGGUACAUCCGGCAUACGAUGCUGCCUUGAAAUUGGCCAACAACUCAGAUUUGAGCAUUUAUGACUUCCUUGAUAGACACCUCGAACACAUGCGAUCUAAAAGCAAGGCACCAGACAUAUCCUACCUCGGACGAAACUACUUCUACUAUGGCGACUUGUAUGGAAACCGGUCGCCAAUAGCUGAUCCAUCCAUGGCCGGAUCCGUGGUGGGACUGACGGGAGACAAAAGCAUCGACAACCUCGCUAUCCAGUAUUACGGCGUUCUGGAGUUUAUUGCCCUUCAAAUGCGACAUGUAAUAUCGAUAAUGAACAAAGCUGGGACUGAAAUAAAUUCACUCUUUAUCUCUGGUUCCGUCGCUAAUAAUGCUAACCUGAUCAGGCUGAUUGCAACAUCCUGCGACAUGCCAGUCAUAAUCCCUAGACAAGCAGGCGCUGCAGUUUGUUUUGGAGCUGCUAUAUUGGCGGUCACGGCCGCGAUGAAGACUUCCACCGGCGGCACAGGUAGCCUAUGGUCAGUCAUGCAAAACCUUGGUCAGCAAGGAGAGAUUCAGGAGCCGGAAAAGAACAGCUUAUUGAAAGAUCUACUUGACGUCAAAUAUAUUAUCUAUCUGGAACAAUGUGAAAGACAAAGGGUCUUCAGAAACAUGGUUGAAGAGGCGAUUUCAAGUCAUCUAGAGCGCCCUGCUUGAUAGCUGUCAGAUAUUACUAUCUGUCCGACGUAUAAAAUGUAAUAGAAUAAAAUUUGUUACCAAAUAACCUUUUAGUGGUAUAGCGGUUUGUUCGAAAAUAGCUUGCAAGAGGC
Daldinia vernicosa is the source of this 1934-nucleotide messenger RNA. RefSeq names its product Pentulose kinase. The transcript is spliced from 4 exons. Gene Ontology annotation, biological process: carbohydrate metabolic process. The coding region runs from base 70 to 1821 and encodes 583 amino acids. The record is from RefSeq and is a predicted model, not a curated record. Gene Ontology annotation, molecular function: phosphotransferase activity, alcohol group as acceptor; kinase activity. NCBI's taxonomy places the organism in Eukaryota, Fungi, Ascomycota, Sordariomycetes, Xylariales, Hypoxylaceae.